Molecule: messenger RNA, 1940 nt
Organism: Carya illinoinensis
Lineage: Eukaryota; Viridiplantae; Streptophyta; Magnoliopsida; Fagales; Juglandaceae
Product: cyclin-D3-1-like
Exons: 6
Coding region: 352-1410 (352 amino acids)
Biological process (GO): regulation of cyclin-dependent protein serine/threonine kinase activity; mitotic cell cycle phase transition
Cellular component (GO): cyclin-dependent protein kinase holoenzyme complex; cytoplasm; nucleus
Molecular function (GO): cyclin-dependent protein serine/threonine kinase regulator activity
Source: RefSeq, a predicted model, not a curated record
UUCUAAAAAGAGGCACGCAUUUCCUUCAUAAGCGCCUCUCAAGCUGCAGUCUUUUCAGCCCAACUUUGAGAGGAAGGGAUAGGGGGGGGGGCGAGAUAGAGAGAGAGAGAGAGAGAGAGGAGGGCUACUUCACUUCAUAGUAUUUUCUGCAUUUUUUCCUCGCACAACUCGCUCUUUUUCUAGCGUUAACCGUUUUUCUAAAAUUCUUUGACGAAAAACCUCUACUUCUGCAUUUACAGUAUCUGAAGACUGAAAUCCAAUUGUACUCAAAACCCGAGUUUUUGCUUCCAUUUCUCAUUUGAUGGAACUCUUUGUUUAGAGAAAGAGAGAGAGAGUUUUUAGGCCUUGAAAAUGGCACCCAGUUUUGACUCUGCAGUUUCAAGCCUUCUUUGUUCGGAAGACAACAGCUUUUUCGAUGAUAACGAUUAUGGUGCCGCGGAGGAGUGUGAGGCCACGUGGCGCCAUCGUAAUAAUCGAAACCAUAAUCAAGACCGGGGCUUUGUUGAUCGUGAUGGAUUGCCGCUGCAGAGUGAUGAGUAUUUGGCUUCGAUGCUUGAAAAGGAAUGCCAGCAUUUGCCUGCUGCCGAUUACUUGAAGAGGCUUCGAAGCGGGGAUUUGGACUUGGGGGCAAGAAGACGGACCGUUGAUUGGAUUUUUAAGGUUCAUGCCCAUUUCGGUUUUGGACCUCUGUGUGCAUAUUUAUCCAUAAACUACUUGGAUCGUUUCCUUUCUGCUUACGAAUUUCCUCAGAGCAAACCUUGGACAGUGCAAUUGUUGGCCGUGGCAUGUUUAUCUCUUGCGGCCAAAGUGGAGGAGACGGACGUUCCUCUAGCUCUAGACUUGCAGGUGGGCGAAGCCAAAUUUGUGUUCGAGGCUAGAACAAUUCAAAGGAUGGAACUUCUGGUUUUGAGUACCUUGAGGUGGAGAAUGCAAGCGGUUACCCCUUUCUCAUUCAUAGACUACUUCCUUGGCAAGAUCAAUGGGGACCAAACCCAACUUCAAACAUCAAUCUCGAGAUCAAUCGAACUCAUAUUAAGCACAAUAAAAGGAAUUGAUUUCUUGGAGUUCAGGCCUUCAGAGGUUGCAGCAGCAGUGGCAAUAGCUCUUGCAGAAGAAAUCCAAACAGUAGACAAUGAGGCAGUAACUUCUCUUCUCAGUCAACAUGUAGAGAAGGAGAAAGUGCUCGAGUGUGUUAAGAUGAUUCGUGAUUUCUCAUUAAUUGAUGGAUCUGUUAAGGAUACGACUACUACUAUCCUCUCUGUACCCCAUAGCCCAAGUGGGGUGUUGGAUGCUGCACGCUUGAGCUAUAAAAGCGAUGACGUUGCAGUUGGUUCAUGUGCAAAUUCUUCACACAAUAGCCCAGAUGCUAAAAGGAGGAAGCUAAACAGAACCUUUGAAGUGGAGCUAUGAAGUCAUGAGAAUGUGGGGAUUUCACUUUGCACCAUGAACAAAUGUCUGAUGUCGUUACCUUGGGAACUUUGGUUUGUUUAUGAAGGUGCCCGUUCUAAGAUACCUAAAAAGAAUACAAGAUAAAGAGAGGGAUUGGAAAGAAAAAGAAGGGUGGAAGAAAUGCUUUGUGUUAUAAGAGGGCUUGAAUAAGUUGAGUCAUGGAUAGAGGAUGGAGGAUGUAGAACGAAUCAUUAUAUUUCAUGCCCAUAGCAUGAAGAACAGUCACCAGCUGUUAAUUAUUAGACCUCUUAACGGCUAGAGACGAGCAUGAGAGGGAGAGGGAAAAAAAAAAAAAAAAGGGACCAAAACAUAAAUAUUCGUCAUGUUUGAGUAGAUUUGGAGUUUUUAUUUAUUCGAAAAAGAAAAAAAAAAUAUUUUUUAAAGAAAGUAAAGAUCCUGGGAUAUAUUUGUUUGAGAGAAUUGUUUAAUUUACAUGUUCUUGUGUUGUUGAUUAGUUGUUACUCUAUGAAUAGUUUACUGUUUACCAACCA